AUGAAUGUUGAUAAAGUAAGAAAUAGAAAGAGUAGAGCACCAUGGCAAGCUAAUCAAUCUUCUAAUAGAACUCAUACUAAUCCUUAUGCUAUUGGUUACAACAAUGAAACACCAACAACUUCUCCAAUAAGAUCAAAAUCAAAUACUCUUCAAUUACCAGGUGAACAUAUUGAAGGUCCUUAUCUUCCUGCUGCUACCACCACCAUUCCUGGGCAGGCGGCACCCAUUGAUCAGGAUAGAAAACAUAGUAGAAGAUUAAGUAUUCAUGCUUCUGCUGCUGCUCUUGCUCAUAGAAGAUCGUUUAGUCAAAUUAGAUAUGAUACCGGUAAUGCUCCACCAUUACCAAGUUUAGAUGUUGAAAAAUUAUCCGAUAUUAGUGUUGAACAAAGAAUUUAUAAAGAAUUAGGUAAUGGAUCGGCUGCUCAAGUUGAUGAUUAUUAUAAGACUUUAUUAAAACAAAAACAAUUAAUAACAAGAGAUAUUAAAACUAAUAUUAAUCAAAAUCAAAAGAAUAUCCUUCAAUUAACUGAAGAUUUAAAACAAGCUCAAGAAGAAUUAAUGGAUUUAAGAGGAAGUACUAAAGAAUUAUAUGAAGUAUUGGAAAUAUUUAGACAAGCGGCUCAAAGAAGAUUAGAAUUUGAAUUUGAUGUACCAGACCAAUCUCAACAAAAUAAUCAAACACAAAAGCAGCAGCAAUUAGGAAUCCCCAAUAGUAAACGUAAAGAUAGAUCUUCAAUUUUAGUUCUUGAAAAAAUGUGGGCAAGUGAAUUACAAUCCCUUUUUAAACAUGUUGAAGGAGCUUCAAAAUUCAUUCAACCCCUUCCUGGAAGACAUGUAUUAGCUGAAAGUGGUCGUUGGCAAGAAGUUAAUGUAGGGACUUGGAAACCAAAUAAUUUAACUCACUUAUUCGUUUUGAAUGAUUUAAUCCUAAUUGCCAAUAAAAAAUCUUCCGCCAUGCAACAACAACAACAACUGCAGCAAUCAGAUGCUAGCUCUAAACGUGGUCCUUCUCCUAGUCCACAAGGGAAAUCUCGAUUGCAAGCUACUCAAUGUUGGCCAUUAACUCAAGUCACAAUCACCCAAAUAAAACCUCCAAAAACUAAUGAUUCAUCUGUGAAAUUAUAUCUUAUCAAUAUCAAAUCAAAAUCAUUGAGUUAUGUAUAUCAAACUGAUAGAUAUGAUCAUUUCUUAAAAAUAACAGAAGCAUUUAAUAAGGGGCGUAAUGAAAUGGUUCAAAAGGAAAGAUUAUUAUCCCAACCAAUGUCUGAUGAUUUUGAUUCACAAUCAAAUUAUAAUAAUAAUAUCCCUGCUUCUUCUUCUCGAGAUUCAACCAAGGAAGAAAAGAGGCAAUUACGUGAAUCUCUUCGAAAUUCAAGUGGGGCUAAUUAUGAAGGUAUAAUUGAAGAUAAUCAAUUGAAACGAUCAGCAACUACUAAAAAAAGACAUAGUUCUGAAUUUGUAUUACAAGAUAUUUCCGCUCGAGUACAUUCAAGAAAUCGUUCACAUGAUUUUGGUAAAAAGGCAAUCAUCAAUACUAAUAGCAAUGAUAAUAAUAAGAAAUUACAAUUUUUCCAAGAAAUUAAAACUUUGGAAGAUAGGUUGGAUGAUGUUGAUGUUGAAAUUUCUCAUAAUCUGUAUGCCCUGGCCGUGGGAUUAAUCGCCCAUAUCGAAAAUAAACUCCAUCAAAUUGAAUCCUCCCUCUUACUGUCCACCACCACCACCACCACCAAACAACUUGGAGAUGAACAAUUACUCCUCGAUGUCUCCCGGUUAAAAAUCAAAAACAGAAAAGAAAGCAUCCAACUCAUCCUAAAAUUCGACCUCACUCACAAUAUCUCAAAACUAACCGAAUCAGAUAUCGAAAACAUCCUAACCUAUUUCGACAGCUUUGACCAACUCCAAACCGGGAUUCAAACCUAUUUAGAUUCAAUGUCAUCCUACCUCUCCACCACCAUCUCCCGGCUAAUCGUCGGCUUGCAAGGAUCAACCAAAAUCGAUGUGGUGAAUUAUUUAUCCAACCUCGUCGUCAUCUAUGUCGCCAUUCUCAAACGGACGAUCGAAACCUACAAUCAUAAAAUCAUGCCGUUGUUGAAGAAAAAUAAUGGAAAUGUCGAUUCGAGCGGAUUGAUCAAUUGGUGUAUUGAGGAGGUGUUGAAGUUGUCAAGACAGGUGAAUAAACAUUUAUAUGGGACUAUGGUGACGUCCACGAGUAAUGGUCUGGAGACUGAUCAACAACCGGUUUAUGUUAUUAAGGAUAGGGUAUUAUAUGAUGAUUUUGUUAAGAUUUUGGUGCCACAGUUGGGAGAAUUGAAGAGGGUGGGGAUAAAUGUUGAUUAUAUAUUUGAACCUAUUAUGUCACUUUCAUAG
This is a messenger RNA of Hemisphaericaspora subhashii, 2367 nucleotides long. RefSeq names its product exocyst subunit (gene EXO84). The record is from RefSeq and is a predicted model, not a curated record. Gene Ontology annotation, cellular component: exocyst. The transcript has a single exon. Gene Ontology annotation, biological process: Golgi to plasma membrane transport; exocytosis; intracellular protein localization. Lineage: Eukaryota; Fungi; Ascomycota; Pichiomycetes; Serinales; Debaryomycetaceae. The coding region runs from base 1 to 2367 and encodes 788 amino acids.